CAUUCCUGAUUUGUUUGUGACAUAGCCGUCAGGACUCAGGAGGGUUGUAUUUCGAUUUGUCUUAACGUUAUGUUUUUAACUCCAGCCUCUCGACCCGUUUGGCAAAUGUCCCCAUCGUGUCAUUUUGAAUUUGAUCCCUUAAAAGUGGACCUUUUCGAGCUUGAAACCGAAAUUAAGUGCCAAAAACAUGUGGUGUUUGGACCCUGGGGUGAUACAACUCAUUUUUCAAGAUGUUGGACAAAGACUCCCAAGAGAGGAAAGAAAAAUUCGAGGAGGGGAAAAAGGAGGCAAUCUACGAGAAAGAUUCACCCCAAAAGGAGAAUGACUGUUACUUUGGACACAAGGUCAGUAGCAUCCUUCCCUUCGUCAUAUCUUCAAGACUACAAGCGCCAGAAACAGGAGCUGGCUAGGAGGCUUAACAAAAAGAAGGACACCGAUACUGUAACCACAACAGGUACAGAUAAGAAACCCUCGCUGAGUUUAACAGACGUUAAAUUGUGCGACUAUCAAGAUUUGGCGAAGCUCGGUAAGAAUCUGCCCUCCUUGUCCCAGACCAUACUCAAGUACGAUGCAGCUGACCACACCUCGAUGGAACAGAACCACAUCCCUCACGGAUUACAACCUCGGACUCAACUAAAACAACCGAAAAAAUGUCGCAAAGUAAGCGUACCAUAUGUAGAUCACCUUACACAACACCUAACCGAACUGAGAGCUCAGAGUAUCUGUACGAUAAUAGAACCCCGGGACCCCAAAACAUUCAGGAUAAGUAACACUUCCUCCGCCAUGAGCGAACAGUCUACAACUACCUCCAACAAACUAGAUCUCCCGGUCAGAGAGCCGCCUCCUCUCCUACCAACCAAGGUUAAAACAGCUGUAGACACCAUCAGAUCAUACACAAUAGACCAGCAGAAAGAGAAGUUGUCGGAUUAUCUGUCGGGGGUGGAAGUGAGGAGGCAGAACAGCAAAGCUUCCUUUGUGUACCCAAAAAGGGAGAAGUCGUACGGUUAUAGCAGUCCGGGUACCAAGAAGUUGGGAGAGACGACUGGAGCAACAAUCACCCCGAGCAAGCACGACCAACGACGCUCAGCAGUAAGUCCGAGCAAUCACCGGCUAGAUCAUGAGUGUAUGCCGUCUUCAGAGGACCAGGGAGUAUCCAGAGGGAGCAAGGGUGAUUACAGACACUCCAGACAAUCUACCAUUAUGUGGCAACAACCGAUGAGUUACGAUAUAGGAUCAAGCAACAAGAUACACCUACCAGACAUCCAGGCUGUAGUAAAGAUAACAGAGAAAGCUAUGAAAGAGGCGUUCAUGACACCUUUCCCUGGUGAUCAACCUGAUCCGGUUCGAGAGAAAGCCCCCCUUCCAGCCACCCCUCCAUGCACCUCUACAAUUACCAACGACUUGUAGAUCUUUGUAAGGAUAAAAACAACAUCCACGACUUUAACCUGGCCAAGGAACUGGCCAAGUUGAGUAGUAAAACUGGGAAGUUAAACUCAGGGCUGAACUCGAAAAACGGGAAUAAUUUGGAGGUUUCAAGCAAGGAAAACUGUAUUUAUUGUCAGCUGAUAAUGAGGCGGGUGGGGCUUUAUCAGUCUGCUCAGUUCGGGGUGACUAGUGAGAGGAUGCUUAUUUAUAAGCGAAUGCAAAGACAGACUUAGGAAUUAAUUAAACUAAAUUAUUUUGUGUAAUUAAUUUCCCGAGCAGUGAGUUGAGCGAUGGAUUGUAAGGAGUUUAUCAAAUCUUUAUCAUAUACAUGUAAUAGGAGGUCUAGAACACUUUUAUUUUGACAUCCUCAUGCCUCAGUACCUUAAAAAGAAUUUAAGCUUCAACUAUUGUCCUGAAAAAUAUGAGAAACUCAGGCAUGAUAAAACACAGGACGAACAAUAAUGCUCCGAUCGAUUUUGUUGUGUAUCUCUUGUAUUUAAUAAAUCGUUUGUUCUAGCGAGG
Molecule: messenger RNA, 1947 nt
Organism: Bolinopsis microptera
Lineage: Eukaryota; Metazoa; Ctenophora; Tentaculata; Lobata; Bolinopsidae
Exons: 7
Coding region: 70-1407 (445 amino acids)
Source: RefSeq, a predicted model, not a curated record